CUCCGCCGUCGUCGCCGCUGCUGACGGCGAGCGAUGCUUCGUGUUCUAGCAACGUCGCCACCGCCGCCACGGCGGACCGCAGCAGGAGUGCCGGCGACGUUGGGAGUGACCAUGGAGGUUCCGUUGGGGUGUUGGAGGGCCCUGUGUCAGCAGCGGCAGCGGCGGUGAAAUGGCGAGCGCUAUGGCUUCCUGACCAGCGAGGGGGUACGGCGACGGGGGCGGCGGCCAGCGGCGCACAGUCGCCGCCUGCGUUGGACAGGCUGCCUGCGGGGCGCAGGUCGCCUGACGUCGCCGCAGAGCUGACGGCGGCAGUUGCAGGUGCCGUUGGCAAGGAUGGCGACGAGUCCCUUGAAUCGUCCUUGUCACCUGAGGCCGGGCUGGCAGCUGCAGGUCCUGCUUCAAUCGAGUCGCCGGGAUCUAACCAAGACGUGUCGUACAAUGUACGACAACAGCAGGAACAGCAAACGCCGCAAACGACCGAGGCCGUGUUGGUGGUUACCCAUGGUGAAGCAGUGUCGUGCGCGGCCUCCAUGGUAGCGCCGUGGGUUAUGGUGUACGAAGUACGACAUACGGGUUAUGUCGUACUGGCGAGUGGCGAAGGCGUUGAGGAGGGGAACCCGGGCCCAACGGCACAGGGUCUGGUGGGGAAUGAACGCGUCAGUGCUGGCUGGGAGCUGCUGCCGGAUCCGGAGGGUGAACGGGGCGUUAGCUGGAUGUGUGAGCUGGAGGAUUAGUAGCUUCGCUUGGAGCGUCACUCACUCGUUUCGAUUCAAGAUCGCAGUACCCCCUGGCCAUGUGCACCAGCGUUGGGGCACAAUUUGAAGCUAGGAUAGCUAGGCUUUAUCACUGACCGAAUAUAUUCAUCCGUGGGGAGACUGCGUAGUUGGCUUGUGCUACCGUGUGCAGCUUCCUCUUUCCUAUGUAGGGUUGGCAAUUGCAAGGUGUAGCCAGGCAUUCAUGGCAAGGGCGGUACCCUACUGUGCUAAGCAAUCUGGUAGAUCGUGCUGCUAUGCCAGGUUGUGUUGCUGUGCUGCUACUCGUUGUCAGCAGAGUACAUCUGAAGUACUCAACGUACCGGUACUCUGCAUGGUACGCUUGGAAUGAGUAGCUUUCAUGUACUGGGUCUUGCUUCGUCUUGUCAAAAGACAAAUGCAAGUUGCGAGCGUCGGCAUGCAAGAUGUUUAUACCGGCAUAUUGGAUAGUGCAAACGCUAUUGUACCAACUGUCGUUGUUGCUGUUCGCGGAAGUUGGUUGUGGAACACAAUGUACCCUUUCUGUCACAAGAGGUAACCUUACAAAGCUGUGUGAAUGACGGGUAUGGCAAUGUAAGACAUAAGAAC
This is a messenger RNA of Astrephomene gubernaculifera, 1340 nucleotides long. NCBI's taxonomy places the organism in Eukaryota, Viridiplantae, Chlorophyta, Chlorophyceae, Chlamydomonadales, Astrephomenaceae. The record is from the annotation of a GenBank genome assembly.